UGUGAAUCGGACAUUCCGCUCUGAACUUUAAGAUACCGAUGUGAAUCGGACAUACGCUCUGAACUUUAAGAUACUGAUGUGAAUCGGACAUACUGCUAUGAACUUUAAGAUACCAAUGUGAAUCGGACAUACCCCUCUUAACUUAAAGAUAUUGAUGUGAAUCGGACAUACCGCUCUGAACUUAAAAAUACUGAUGUGAAUCGGACAUACUGCUCUAAACUGAAAAGUCACUUAAAACCAGGUCAACAGUCCCUUUAAAUAAUUUAUUAUAGAUGAACCGAGUGAGACGAAAUUCUCUGGUACCAAUGGGACAAUUUAGGUCAAGUAUAAGGAGAUUCUCAACACGAUACAAGAGAAGACCUGCGGAUAGAACAAGAACUGCACGUGGUUUGCUGGACACCCAGGAUGGAAGUGGUCAUCGAGUGAGACAUGGUUCAGAUCCUAGAUUCAGACCCACUGUUCAUAGAUCCGACUACUCUUGUAAACUGGAGUCCUCUCACAGGCUGGACCUCCCUCACAAUCUCAGACUGGACUCCGAGCGCGAAGUCCACUUUGAGGCCCACAGAAACAGUCAAAUUCUCAACGUUGACUGGGAAAACAGUAUUGGAGGACAAUAUGGAAGAACGAUGGGACCGUAUUUGAACAGAAAAGGUGUUAGAAGUCUAGAGAUGGAUGACAGCUUUUAUAAUGUCAUGAAUUUGACACAUCGGAAAGAUUUUAACAGCUGUAAUUUUCUAGAUUUCGAUCCUAAUCCUGAAGAUAUUGCGAAACAAAAAUCUAUCCUAGAUCCCGUUGAACUUGUUGAAACAGAAGUUAAAGUGAUUCCUUGCCUUUUGGAACAAAAAGUUGAGGCAUCACUAGAAAUAGAUUUGAAAUCAUAUUUUCCCAAAGAUCCUUGCUUGGAGUCAGACUUAUACAAAAUUCCCAAAUCAAUAAGUCAGCUGAGGUUAGAAUUUUACGAAGUUGACAAAUUUCUAGAAAAAUUACCUAUGCUAGAUAAAAAAUCAGAAAUUCAGAUAUUUAAUACUGGAGGUAAAGCAUCAGAUGUGGCUAAAAAUGUUAAAAGUCAUAAUGCCACAUUAAUGCCGAGACUAGAAAAUGUGGAAAAUGUUGAUAGUAUAGAAAAGCAUACUCAGUCAUUUGAAACCCUUAAAACUUCCACCAAUAAUAGGAUGACAGACUUUGGACAUUUUACAAGGUUACAAGAAUCCAGAAAUACAGAUGACCUGUUACCAAAAAUCGAAAAAAUCAAUGCAACGUUGCCAGAAUCUAAAACAGAAGAGGUAAGGUUACCAAAAUUAAAAAAUAUAGAUGAAAUGUUACCAGAAUCUAAAAAUAGAGACAUCUUGUUAACAAAAUUAGAAAAUAUAGACGAACUUGUUACCAAGGCCCAGAAAUAGAGAAUCAAACUAGAGACGCACUGUUACUGCAAUCUAAAACUAAAGAUGAAUUGUUACUGUAACCGUCUGGUUUCCAUAGUUCGAAAAUAGAAAUCCUAUGUUCUCAGAAUCCAGAAAUACAAGCGUUCUGUCACAAGAUUCCAAAACUAUGGAUGCAUUGUUCCCAGAAUCCAGAAAUACAAGCGUUCUGUCACGAAAUUCCAAAACUAAGGAUGCAUUGUUCCCAGAAUCCAGAAAUACAAGCGUUUUGUCACAAGAUUCCAAAACUAUGGAUGCAUUGUUCCCAGAAUCCAGAAAUACAAGCGUUCUGUCACAAAA
Eurytemora carolleeae is the source of this 1718-nucleotide messenger RNA. RefSeq lists its product as uncharacterized. Bases 273 to 1400 code for a protein of 375 amino acids. The record is from RefSeq and is a predicted model, not a curated record. The transcript is spliced from 3 exons. NCBI's taxonomy places the organism in Eukaryota, Metazoa, Arthropoda, Copepoda, Calanoida, Temoridae.